Enterobius vermicularis (human pinworm) is the source of this 357-nucleotide messenger RNA. Lineage: Eukaryota; Metazoa; Nematoda; Chromadorea; Rhabditida; Oxyuridae. The record is from the annotation of a GenBank genome assembly.
AUGUUAGCAAAGUUGGUUAAAGAACACAAUUCGGCUCAACAGGUUCGAAAAGAGAUUCAAGAGAAAAGAAAAAACGAAGCAAUUGUUGCUGCUCAAAGUUUCUCCUCAGCAGUAGUUGACCAUCUCAAUUAUGCAGUGUCGCAAGCCUAUAACAACCAGAAACGUUUAGAUGUCGAGGCAAAGAAGUUGGAAAACAACUGCACUGUGCUAGCCAAACAAACUGAGCAGUGGGUGCAGUUGACAGACUCAUUAAAUAAUGCUCUCAAGGAAAUCGGAGAUGUGGAUAACUGGACGAGGACAAUAGAAAGUGACAUGAGAACAAUUGCUGAAACACUCCGAAUUGCUGCAGAAGGUUAG